Molecule: messenger RNA, 1575 nt
Organism: Loxodonta africana (African savanna elephant)
Lineage: Eukaryota; Metazoa; Chordata; Mammalia; Proboscidea; Elephantidae
Product: lysine-specific demethylase 4D-like
Biological process (GO): chromatin remodeling; regulation of gene expression
Cellular component (GO): chromatin; nucleus
Molecular function (GO): histone H3K9 demethylase activity
Source: RefSeq, a predicted model, not a curated record
AUGGUGACAGGCUUCCCCCAAGUGUCAGUGAGUCGCUGCCUCCUGGGGACUUCUCGUCCCACCAGCUGCGUCGCCGCGCCCCCGUACGGACCGGCUGGGCCCCCUCCCGGGAACCCAAGUUGUUCUACCCUGACCUUCUGCCCAACCAUGGAAGAAUUUAAAGAUUUCAACAAAUGCGUUGCUUACAUGGAAUCCCAAGGUGCACACCGAGCAGGCCUGGCUAAGAUAAGUCCACCGAAGGAAUGGAAAGCCAGACAGACCUAUGAUGACAUCAGUGACAUCCAAAUAGCCACUCCUCUGCAGCAGGUGGUCUUUGGGCGGGCAGGUGUGUUUACACGAUACCAUAAAAAGAAGAAAGCCAUGACCGUGGGGGAGUAUCGCCACUUGGCUGACAGUGACAAAUACCGCACUCCACCACACCUGGAUUUUGAAGACUUGGAGCGAAAGUACUGGAAGAACCGCCUGUACGACUCUCCGAUUUAUGGCGCCGACAUCAGCGGCUCCUUGUUUGAUGAAAACACUGAACACUGGAACCUCAGAAACCUGGGAACAAUUCAGGACCUGCUGGAAUGGGAGUGCGGGGUCGUCAUCGAAGGCGUCAACAUGCCCUACUUGUACUUCGGCAUGUGGAAGACCACCUUCGCUUGGCACACGGAGGACAUGGACCUGUACAGCAUCAGCUACCUGCACUUUGGGGAGCCCAAAACGUGGUACGCGGUGCCCCCGGAGCACGGCCGAUGCCUGGAACGCCUGGCCAGGGAGCUUUUCCCGGGCAGUGCGCAGGGCUGUGAGGCCUUCCUGCGGCACAAGGUGGCUCUCAUCUCGCCCACCGUGCUCAGGGAGAAUGGCAUUCCCUUCAGUCGCAUCACCCAGGAGGCUGGCGAGUUCAUGGUGAUGUUCCCCUAUGGCUACCACGCUGGCUUCAAUCACGGCUUCAACUGUGCCGAAGCCAUCAACUUUGGCACCCUGCGCUGGGUUGAUUAUGGCAAAGUGGCGUCUCAGUGCAGCUGUGGGGAGGCCAGGGUCGUGUUUUCCAUGGACGCCUUCGUGCGCGUUCUGCAACCCGAGCGCUACGAGCGCUGGAACGGGCGAGACCGGAUGGUCGUGGAGCACAGGAAGCCCAUGGAGCCAGCCGGCCAGGAACGGACCGCCUGGAGGGAGGCCCGGGCACCCAAGAGAGUUGCACCGGGCAUGCAGCACCCCCGCCCCGCCAGGCCCUGUGCCUUUCUAGUCCUCUGGCCUCCAGCGGUGGCUCCCGCCUCAGUGCUCCUGUGUGUCCUGCUCCCUGGCUCCUCUGCAUGCAGCUCUGCUGUGCAGCCUGAGGCUGCUGUCCCUGCCACAUCCAUUGCCGCUGCUCCAAGCUCCGAUGAGCCCGGCCCGGUAGCCGUGCCAACCCCGGGUCUGCCUGCUCUGCAUCUCCAGCCUUCACCUGAUGGAAGUGUUCUUGGUGGUGCUCCUUGUUGUCUUCGGGAAUCUGAAGAUGAGGAACAGCCCCUCCAGGCCUCUGCUAAGAGGUGCACUGCCCCCACAGUUCCAGGCCUCAAGUCUCAGCCCCUACCUGGGCAUGGACUGUGA